Messenger RNA from Lathyrus oleraceus (garden pea), 390 nucleotides. RefSeq lists its product as uncharacterized. The record is from RefSeq and is a predicted model, not a curated record. The coding region runs from base 1 to 390 and encodes 129 amino acids. The transcript has a single exon. NCBI's taxonomy places the organism in Eukaryota, Viridiplantae, Streptophyta, Magnoliopsida, Fabales, Fabaceae.
AUGCAUUUCAGCAGCUAUGUCGAUCACCGUGAGACGCGGCCAUUUGACGAUAUAGUUCUAUACUCUAGAUGGUUGGCCUGCGGAUCAUAUAUUACUGCUUGUCAUCUUCUCGAACGCGUCAUACGGCAGUUCGACUACACUCAGACCAUUCUUAAACACCCUAUUGUAUCUACUCCUCCUGCUUUGACACGUAGACAAAUGGAUGACAUGUUUGAUGAUUAUGAGAGUCAUCUGGUACUAGAGAAGGCACAGAAUACCAUAGUCCCGAGCGACUCUAGCUACGUGGAUGGGUACAUCAGGUGGUUCUUUAGGGUGUCAGAUUCGUAUAUGGUGCGGGUUGCUCCUAGAUACCCACCUAGGUCAGCUAAUCAUGAGAUACUAGAGGAGUAG